GUGGAAGAAGCCGACUAAACAAUCACCAUCAUCAUCACCAUCAGGAGUGCCGGUGCUUCCCCCUAGCUGGUGUUCGAGGAAGUUCAGUCAGCCGAACAGUUCUUGCUAUCCCCUGCUCCAAUAUACACACACAAUGUUUGCCCGCACAGCACACACACUGGCCCGCCAGGUGGCCCGGGCCGGCACCAGGGCUUACUCUGAUGCCCCAAUGUCCUUCACCUUUGCCUCCCAGAACCAGGUGUUCUACAAAGAGGCCAGUGUGAGGCAAGUGGAUGUACCUUCCUUCUCUGGGAGCUUUGGUAUCCUGCCGUCCCAUGUCCCAUCCCUGGCUGUGCUCAAGCCUGGAGUGCUGACUGUGUUUGAGGAUGCUGGCACCAGCAAGAAGUAUUUUGUCAGCUCUGGCAUUGUUACCAUCAAUCAGGACUCCUCAGUCCAGGUCUUGGCAGAGGAAGCCGCAGCAGUGGAAGAGCUUGACUUGGCUUCAGCGCGAGAUAUUCUUUCUAAGGCACAGUCAGCUGCCUCCACAGCAGCCACUGAAGAGGCCAAGGCUGAGGCACUCAUCACUGUUGAGGUGGCUGAAGAGCUGGUCAAGGCUGCUGAGUCUGGUUAGCGACCCUCACCACCUUUGUUAUCUUCUGGAUAGAGGUGGAGGAGUAGGGGAAUCAAGAUGGUUAUUCUAGUGCUGUGCUGCCAUUGGCCCAUACUCUUCAUCAUGUAGUUUCUUUCAUAUGAUGUAUAGUUUGUUAUAAUCUUUCCUUUGCCUUCUAAUCAAUGGCAGACCCUGCAAGAGGAAUGUUUGCCACUGAUUUUAUUUGUCAGUUGUAAUAUUUCCAAAUAGCAGAUUACAAACAAAAAUUUGUUUUAAGACCUGUAUGUUAUUUUCUCUCCUUAACAUUAUAGGGAAACAUGUGCAUCAAUAUUCCUCGAAUCCUUAUUUGAAAGUUUUAUUGCUGUGGUUCUUCAAGAACAGAGUAGAAAAAGAAAAUCCCUGUUGCUGCCAUGUAGAUUAUAAAGACAUAUUUAACCAAAUUUUUUAGUGGAAAAAGUCACAUGGAGUAGCAUUGAAGUUCUUUUAAGGAGGGGGCAACUUCCUACCAUAGAAAAUGGUAAUAGAGAUCAUGAUCUCUAUGCAUGAGUACAGGAAAAAGAAAAAGACAACAAAUUAUAUAAAAUUAUGAAAGUAACCUUAAGUGAGGGCUUUUGGCAAUAGCACUUGCUCCUACACAUAUGCAACACACCAGUGUGGUGCCCAGUGGUGUGUUCUUCAUUCCACACAACACCAUUGUCAUUGGGACAGAGGGAUGGAAAAGGCACUUGACUAAUACAAACCACCUGACCUGUGUGUGUGGCAGUGUAUUGUGUGUGUAAAGCCUGUAAAUAAAUUAGUAAUGUUU
Scylla paramamosain (green mud crab) is the source of this 1394-nucleotide messenger RNA. RefSeq names its product ATP synthase subunit delta, mitochondrial-like (gene ATPsyndelta). Lineage: Eukaryota; Metazoa; Arthropoda; Malacostraca; Decapoda; Portunidae. Gene Ontology annotation, biological process: proton motive force-driven ATP synthesis. Gene Ontology annotation, molecular function: proton-transporting ATP synthase activity, rotational mechanism. The coding region runs from base 134 to 610 and encodes 158 amino acids. The record is from RefSeq and is a predicted model, not a curated record. The transcript has 4 exons.